AUGGCAUCAGAAUUACCAUACGAAGUUGUAUCCCUUAUCGCGUCUCAUGUUGAUCAAGAUAGCAGACUUACCUGUGCCAUAGUCUGCAAACAGUGGACAGAACCAUUUCUAAACGCACAUUGGUAUUACCUGACUAUAUACAGAAGGGUAGCAGAUCGUAUUUGCGAUUCAUCCAACCUGGAAAACAAAUAUUUAAGUAAUGCACAUAGAGUGUACGAGCUGGCAUUUAUUGACCAAUCCCUUGUCGAUGUGGAAUAUCGUUCAAAACUGCUGCAAAUCUACAGUGGAAUAAAACGCCUUAAAUACUUUGAGCCACAUAGACGUCACCAUGUGGUAGAAAUUAUCGAUUGGAGUUCUUGGACUUUUUUGUCACAUCUGGAAAUACAUUUUCAGUAUCCAAGCUACAUUUUGUUGAAAGAUGUUUUUAAAAACCUAUCAGGAUUACCUUGCCUUCUUCAUCUUACAUUAGUCCAUCGUUACUCACCGGCCGAUUUUGAUAUUAAGAACACAGUCUCAUGGUUAGACAUCGAAUCACUUCACUUAAACGUACCACGACUGGAAGGUUUAAACAUCGAUUUUACGCAUAUAAAAAUACCAAAUAAUGACAUGAAUAAAAUAAGAUACAUUUUACCAGCAUGCACUGUCACAAAAGCAAUCUUUGAUAAUGAUACUGUUGACGCUUCCUGGGUAUUUUACUUUGCACUCAAAUACCCAAAUCUACACCACCUGGAAUUUAAAAACAAUGGCACCGUUUAUAAAUCAUGCGAAGCUUACAAUGAGAAAUACUAUGAAAAAGAUAGUCGACUACUAUCAACACUUCAUCAAUUCUUUCCUUGCUUAACAAAUAUAAGCCUAGACCCGCUUAAUAGAAACCCGUGGCCGUUUUCUAUAUUCUACGAUACUCUUCGACACUUUGACGUAAAAGUAAAAAGAGCUAAAGUUCGUGUUAUCUACUGCGACCAAACUUGGACAAGAAGUCUUCAUAGCUGUAUUGGAUUUAGCUCGGAAUCAUUGAGAAUUUUGUGGGCAGAUCUGGGCUCUUACUUGUAUAAAAGUCUAAUUACGAGCCUAUUACCUUUCUAUCCAUGCCUUGUCGAGUUACAUUUUACGUUUUCCGGCAGUAUUGAAAUUGACAUAAUACUAGAUAAAUUUCCGUCUUUGCGAUGGUUAGACAUAAACCUCUCCCUAACACACCUCUCUGAACAGCCAAAUUACGCUCCACACCAUCUGCAAAGGCUGGAACUACAUCAUCUCCAUGCGAGUAAAUCAAUAUUCAAAUAUUUAUCGUCUCGUUGCAAACAACUUUUAUUCAUGAAAUUAGAACAUGUUGGAUUUAAGAUGUCUGAAGUUACGAAAAACAGAGAGAUCUGCAUCGAGAUGCCGUAUACCCAGUUGGAAACACUAAUAAUUUGGGGUGUAAAAACAUACCAUGGAUUCAUAAAACACUAUGUCAUUAAACAAGAAAACAACAUUGAUAUUAGUCAAUCAAAUGUGAGUAAUCAAGAACAACAUACGCUAUCAAACUGGUAUCAUAUAACCAAAGAGACAGACGGGGUAAAAAGUCUUGCAUGGGAACUUGGGAAACACGAGGCUGAAUAUGCUCAGAAAUUCUACGAAGACGUUACAAAAUUUAACGAUGAUAACAGUCAAGAUAUGGAUCACGAGUACAUAGUAUAUCAUUAUACCAUAAAGAAAGAUUGGAAAUUACAUCUUAACUGUGGCCUCCUCUCUCUUCGAUUCAAAUCUGUUAAAGCCUAUCAUUUGGAUAAAGAAGUCUUGACUAAAUACCACUGUUUUUUCCCCCUUGUUUACAGUCCCUCAUUCUGGGAAAGUAAUGGUCGUUCCGGCUGA
This is a messenger RNA of Phycomyces blakesleeanus NRRL 1555(-), 1851 nucleotides long. RefSeq lists its product as hypothetical. The transcript has 2 exons. NCBI's taxonomy places the organism in Eukaryota, Fungi, Mucoromycota, Mucoromycetes, Mucorales, Phycomycetaceae. Gene Ontology annotation, molecular function: protein binding. The coding region runs from base 1 to 1851 and encodes 616 amino acids. The record is from RefSeq and is a predicted model, not a curated record.